CCGUGGGGCUGCCGCGCUCCGGAAGCUCGCGGCCCGACACGCCGCAGCCAGAGGUUCGGCGGCAGGUGCGCGGCUGCCCUGACCCGGGGCUCUCCGCCGAGCGCAGAGCCGCAGGGCCGGAGCCCUGAACCAGCCUCUCUUCCGACUCGUCAGCAGCUGCUGCCACCAGCCUGUCCCCUGCCCGGGGUGCCACCGUGCCGCCUCCCAGCAGGGCCGCAGGGUGGAGGAGGGCAUGUCCAACAACAGCACCAUCAGCAUCUCGCAGGCCCGCAAGGCCGUGGAGCAGCUCAAGAUGGAGGCGUGCAUGGACCGGGUGAAGGUGUCCCAGGCAGCCGCGGACCUCCUGGCGUACUGCGAGGCCCACGUCCGGGAGGACCCUCUCAUCAUCCCCGUGCCCGCGUCCGAAAACCCCUUCCGCGAGAAGAAGUUCUUCUGCACCAUCCUCUGACUCCGGCGCGCCGGAGCGCCUCCGUUUCUGGGGCGCCCGUGGGACCCGCAUGUGCGUAGCUUUAGGGAGGCCCCUCCGUCCCUGCCCGUCCCUGCCCAGCCACGAUCACAGGGAGCCGGGCUCGUCUGUCCCUUGGUUUUCUUCAUGGCAUUAGUUUUUCUUUUCAUUUUCAAGUAUUUUCAUUAUUGGCAAAGAAAACAGACAUUUUUGUAGCCAAAUAACAAAUGUGCCAAGUAAAAAUAAGUAUGGAUUUCAGGGCUUAAACUUUUAAACAUCAGUUCCCAAGUUUAAUUACACCAAGUCAAUACCUUUCAGUGGAUAAUGUAUUGAAAAAUUAAUACAGCGGACCCCAAAAGGAAAAAGGAUAAUUUUCCUUUUGGGGUCCGGUGGAUACCCAAGAAUCCCCCGCUCCCAACAAUUCAGCAUCAAAUAAGAGCACUUUGACCAACUGAAAUAUAGGUAAAAUUUUUACCUCCUUCCCUGGAGAAAACAGUCCUGGAAGGCCUCUAGUUCCUGCUUUUCCAUCAUCCUAUUAAAAAGGGAACCACCACCCUGGCCGGGCAGCUCAGUCGGUUAGAGGGUCACCCCAGUUCUCCAAGGUUGCAGGUUCGACCCCCAGGUGGGGCACAUACAGGAAGCAACCAAUAAACGCAAAAAUAAGUGGAACAACAAAUUGAUCUCCCUCUCUCUCUCUCUCCCCACACUUCUCUCUCUUUCUCUCAAAUCAAUAAGUAAAGAUUUUUUUCAGAGAAGAAACAACCCACAACAUCAAUUGGGGUUUUUUUAAACCCUCGCCUGAGGACAUAUUUAUUGAUGUUAGAGAGAGAGGAAGUGAGUGAGAGAGAAACACCACAGUGAGAAAGAAAUGGUCAUCGGUUCCCUCCUGCAU
This is a messenger RNA of Pteronotus mesoamericanus, 1337 nucleotides long. It is a transcript of the gene GNG4, whose product is annotated as G protein subunit gamma 4. The transcript is spliced from 4 exons. Gene Ontology annotation, cellular component: heterotrimeric G-protein complex. Gene Ontology annotation, molecular function: G-protein beta-subunit binding. The coding region runs from base 233 to 448 and encodes 71 amino acids. Lineage: Eukaryota; Metazoa; Chordata; Mammalia; Chiroptera; Mormoopidae. The record is from RefSeq and is a predicted model, not a curated record. Gene Ontology annotation, biological process: G protein-coupled receptor signaling pathway.